This is a messenger RNA of Diospyros lotus (date-plum), 868 nucleotides long. Its product is annotated as putative gamma-glutamylcyclotransferase At3g02910. Gene Ontology annotation, molecular function: gamma-glutamylaminecyclotransferase activity. Lineage: Eukaryota; Viridiplantae; Streptophyta; Magnoliopsida; Ericales; Ebenaceae. The coding region runs from base 83 to 610 and encodes 175 amino acids. The transcript has a single exon. The record is from RefSeq and is a predicted model, not a curated record.
CCCAACGCACCCCACGAACGAGAGAUUCUCCUCAAUUUAUCUCAACCAGAGCCUAUCCCAAUUCGACAACUCACCGGCGAGGAUGGGCGGUGCGGCGGCGGUGAUAUUCACCUACGGGACGCUGAAGAAAGGCUUCUCCAACCACGGCCUCCUCCAAGACAUGAUGUCCACCGGCGACGCCUCCUUUCUCGGCCAUCACAGAACCGUGGAGCGCUUCCCCCUCGUUUGCGGCCCCUACAGGGUUCCGUUCCUGCUCAACUUCCCGGGCUCCGGCCACCACGUGCUCGGCGAGCUCUACGCCGUCUCGGAGCGGGGCCUCGCGCGGAUGGACGAGCUGGAGGGCACCGACCGCGGUCACUACGAGAGGCUGCCCCUGAAGGUGGAGUCCGCCGGAGAUGAGGAGGAUGUAAAGGAAUGGAGAUGGGUGGAGGCGUAUUACGCGCACGCGAGCUACGCGGCGGAGAUGUGGGAGAGAUCGGCGGAGGCGGAGGGGGCAUUCGGGAGCUACACAGAGAAAGAGGCGGAGGGGUACGUGAAGCGCAGCUGCCGGCCGGCGAACCUCUCCUUCCUGGACCAUAUUCAGAUCUACCUCCAUUCUCCUCCGUGCUAGCUAAUAACUCCAUUUCUCUCCACCGCGCGCGCCGUUCAUCGAUCCACCAUAUUCCGAUCAUGCAUUAAUUCCUUUCAUCAAUGUCGGAGUGUCUGCCAUGGCGAUUCGAUUUUGCAUCAUUAAUGUUAUACUGAGUAGGACCUUGUUACGUACGUGUCUCUCUCUCUCUCUCUAUCCCUCUACUUCCUGUGUUUUCUGUUUCAUGGCCGGUAGUCCCAGCGGAGAAUUCAAUGCAACUGCUCUUUCAAAGUUUUUUUA